AUGGCUCCAGUCAACAACACCAAUUACGAUCCGAAACCGGGAACAGCGACUUACGCAGCACAACUAGCUGAAUGGGAUGCAGAUGAACGACCUCAACAAUAUGCAGCUAUUGCGAUCUGCACCAGUGUGGCGACUCUGGCUGUUUUGAUGAGACUUUAUGCUCAACAUACUUACAAGAAGGUGUUCGCAUUAGAAGACUUCUUUAUUGUGAUCUCUCUGAUUGUACUAUGGGGACAAUUUUGCGCCUCUAUCAUUGCUUUGAAGGGCGGUGCUGGACUUCACCAAGUUCGUGUUAUGGCAGAGGAUACGAACGCACCACACCAACUUCUCUAUAUCUACAUUAACUACUGGAUUGUCUCAGUCCUCUGGGCUCCUGGGGUUAUGUUCAUCAAAUUAUCGAUUCUCUUCCUAUACCGCAGCUUAUUUCUCGUACACCAACGCUGGUUCAAGAUCGCCUUGUGGGCAAAUGGGGUUUAUGCCGUCGGCCUCGGAAUCGGGGCUACAUUCGUCUUUAUCUUCCAAUGCUGGCCAGUCGAACACUACUGGAAUCGAUUUGUAGCAUACUAUGGUGAGGAAGCACCAGCUGGGACAUGCCUUCCGCAGCUGGUACAUUUGGCUACACCACAGUUCCUUAGUACAGCCUCUGAUCUGGUGAUUCUGCUUUUGCCAGUCCCUAUCAUCUUGAAGCUUCGUGUUGAUAAGCCGCGAAAGAUUGCUGUCUCAGCCAUCUUCCUGCUGGGUUGCUUCACUGUUGGUUGUGGUCUUGCCAGAAUUGUGACUAUUUUCCAUGUCAGCAACACAGCAGAUGUCACGUGGCACAACAUCGAUACCGUCACUUUCACUAUUGUCGAGUGUGGUGUAGGUAUCGUCUGCGCCUGCCUACCAGCCUCUGCACCACUAUACUCAGGUCUCAUGAAGAGGAUGGGCAUACUCUCCUCAGCCGGAACGGAACAGUCAAAGCGCAAAACCUACGGAUCCAAGGGAUACGGGAUAUCCUCGCAUGACAGAAAGAAUUCCCAAUUCAGAAGGAUGUCGGGUUCAAAGUCGGAUGCUGACGAUGUCAGCAUUGAGAUCCAGGACUUGGUCCCUGCACAAAAACAUCAUAAGUGGUCGACAAGGAACAACUUUGAAGCCGAGUACCGCCAAGGUCCGGAUGGAAUAAUAGUCAAGAAAACGGUCGAUCUGUAUACAUCAGGUUGA
This is a messenger RNA of Penicillium taxi, 1200 nucleotides long. RefSeq lists its product as uncharacterized. NCBI's taxonomy places the organism in Eukaryota, Fungi, Ascomycota, Eurotiomycetes, Eurotiales, Aspergillaceae. The transcript is spliced from 4 exons. The record is from RefSeq and is a predicted model, not a curated record. The coding region runs from base 1 to 1200 and encodes 399 amino acids.